CUGAUUCAGUGAUUGUAUCGACUCAAUCAGCGAUUGAUUUAACAGGCCCGAAAUGUAACGCACGCGCAAACCUAGUUCUUCCUUUCUGCUAAAUUCUUCGCCAUGGCUCCUGUGAAGAAACAGAGCAACAAAGGCUCCAAGGGUGGCAAGAAGAAGAAGCAGGUCCUGAAGUUCACUCUGGACUGCACCCACCCUGUUGAAGAUGGCAUCAUGGAUGCUGCCAACUUUGAGCAAUUCCUUCAGGAGCGCAUCAAGGUGAACGGGAAAGCUGGCAACCUGGGUGGUGGUGUGGUGUCUAUUGAGAGGAGCAAGAGCAAGAUCACUGUGUCCUCUGAGGUCCCCUUCUCCAAAAGAUAUCUGAAAUAUCUGACCAAGAAGUACUUGAAGAAGAACAACCUUCGCGACUGGCUGCGUGUUGUGGCCAACACAAAGGAGAGCUACGAGCUACGCUACUUCCAGAUCAACCAGGACGAGGAGGAGGAAGAGGAUGAGGAUUAAACAUUGUCUGGAUUUUGUACAUUCAAUAAAUUCUUAGAGUAC
Oncorhynchus keta (chum salmon) is the source of this 540-nucleotide messenger RNA. Its product is annotated as 60S ribosomal protein L22-like. The transcript has 4 exons. Gene Ontology annotation, biological process: cytoplasmic translation. Gene Ontology annotation, cellular component: ribosome. Lineage: Eukaryota; Metazoa; Chordata; Actinopteri; Salmoniformes; Salmonidae. Gene Ontology annotation, molecular function: structural constituent of ribosome; RNA binding. The record is from RefSeq and is a predicted model, not a curated record. Bases 103 to 498 code for a protein of 131 amino acids.